AUGAGCUCCUACCAGCAGAAGCAGCCCUUUGUGGCACCUCCUCAGCCUCAGCAGCAUCAAAUGAAGCAACCUUGUCAGCCGCCACCACAAGGAAAAUUUGUUCCCAUAACCACCACGGAGCCAUGCUACGCAGAUGUUCCACAACCAGGAAACACUAAGAUUCCAGAGCCCUUCAACACCAAAGUGCCUGAGCCAGGCUACACUGUCGUCCUUGAGCCAGAUUAUACCACAAUGCCCGGGCCAUGCACUACCAAUGCGACUAAGCAAGAUUAUACCACAAUCCCUGGGCCAUGCACUACCAACACCGCUGAGCAAGACUAUACCACAAUGCCUGGGCCAUGCUCAACCAACACCGCUGAGCAAGAUUAUACCACAAUCCCUGGGCCAGGCACUACCGAUGUCACUAAUCAAGACUAUACCACAAUUCCUGGGCCAGGCACUACCAAUGUCACUAAGCAAGAUUAUACCACAAUUCCUGGGCCAGGCACUACCAAUGUCACUAAUCAAGACUAUACCACAAUGCCUGGAUCAUGGUCUACCAACACGGCUGAGCAAGAUUAUACCACAAUUCCUGGGCCAGGCACUAUCAAUGUCACUAAUCAAGACUAUACCACAAUUCCUGGGCCAGGCACUACCAAUGUCACUAAGCAAGAUUAUACCACAAUUCCUGGGCCAGGCACUACCAAUGUCACUAAGCAAGAUUAUACCACAAUUCCUGGGCCAGGCACUACCAAUGUCACUAAUCAAGACUAUACCACAAUGCCUGGAUCAUGGUCUACCAACACGGCUGAGCAAGAUUAUACCACAAUUCCUGGGCCAGGCACUACCAAUGUCACUAAUCAAGACUAUACCACAAUGCCUGGAUCAUGGUCUACCAACACGACUGAGCAAGAUUAUACCACAAUUCCUGGGCCAGGCACUACCAAUGUCACUAAGCAAGAUUAUACCACAAUGCCUGGGCCAUGGUCUACCAACACGGCUGAGCAAGAUUAUACCACAAUCCCUGGGCCAUGCACUACCAACGCCACUAAGCAAGAUUAUACCACAAUGCCUGGGCCAUGGUCUACCAACACGGCUGAGCAAGAUUAUACCACAAUCCCUGGGCCAUGCACUACCAACGCCACUAAGCAAGAUUAUACCACAAUCCCUGGGUCACAUUCUACCAACUUCACUGAGCCAGAUUAUACCACAAUUCCAGGGCCAGGCACUACCAACGCCGCUAAGCAAGAUUAUACCACAAUGCCUGGGCCAUGCUCAACCAACUCCGCUGAACAAGAUUAUACCACAAUUCCCGGGCCAGGCACUACCGAUGUCACUAAGCAAGAUUAUACCACAAUUCCAGGGCCAUGCACUACCAAUGCCGCUAAGCAAGAUUAUACCACAAUGCCUGGGCCAUGCUCAACCAACACCGCUGAGCAAGAUUAUACCACAGUCCCCGGACCAUGUUCUACCAACAUCCCUGGGCCAGAUUGUACCAUGGUUCCUGGGCCAUGCACUACCAAUUUCUCUGAAGCUGGCUAUGUGAACGUCUCUGAACCCAACUAUACCAAGGUCCCUGAUCAGGGCUACACCAAUGUACCUGGCCAGGGAUAUUCUAAGGUACCAGAGUCACGUCAGGCUAAGGUUACUGAGGUAUACCCCACAAAUGUCAUUCCACAAUCAACUCAGCAGAAGACCAAGCAGAAGUAA
Messenger RNA from Chionomys nivalis (European snow vole), 1689 nucleotides. Its product is annotated as mucin-2-like. NCBI's taxonomy places the organism in Eukaryota, Metazoa, Chordata, Mammalia, Rodentia, Cricetidae. The record is from RefSeq and is a predicted model, not a curated record. The coding region runs from base 1 to 1689 and encodes 562 amino acids. The transcript is spliced from 2 exons.